Messenger RNA from Cladophialophora immunda, 2679 nucleotides. Its product is annotated as translation elongation factor G. The record is from RefSeq and is a predicted model, not a curated record. NCBI's taxonomy places the organism in Eukaryota, Fungi, Ascomycota, Eurotiomycetes, Chaetothyriales, Herpotrichiellaceae. The coding region runs from base 1 to 2679 and encodes 892 amino acids. Gene Ontology annotation, cellular component: mitochondrion. The transcript has a single exon. Gene Ontology annotation, molecular function: GTP binding; GTPase activity. Gene Ontology annotation, biological process: mitochondrial translation; ribosome disassembly.
AUGAAAGUCCAACAUGUGCAGUUUAUACGACACUCCGCUCUAACUGAUUUAUGUCGGUCUCGCUCUACUUCAUUUCUUCGGAUUCAAUCAAGAAAUCUACGGUCAUCAUGUCCGCGCACAGCACCUGCAACUUCAACACUGCAGAGCCCGCAGCCCUCAAGGACCAGAAAUAUUGGCAUCAUCGCCCAUAUCGAUGCGGGCAAAACGACUACGACAGAACGCAUGCUUUAUUAUAGCGGUCAUACUCGUCGGAUAGGUGAUGUUGACGAAGGGUCUACUGUCACUGACUUCCUUCCUGCUGAGCGGGCUCGCGGGAUCACCAUCCAGUCUGCGGCCAUCACCUUUGAAUGGCCCCCUCCUCAUGCUGUACCAUCUCCAGCUACUACCGACGAUAUUGAAGCUCAGCCUCGCGCACGUUUCUCGCAUACCAUUAAUCUGAUCGAUACGCCGGGACAUGCUGACUUCACUUUCGAAGUCCGCCGGUCUCUGCGCAUCUUGGAUGGCGCCGUUUGUAUUCUGGACGGCGUCGCCGGUGUCGAAGCCCAGACUGAACAAGUAUGGGCCCAAGCCGGCGAGUGGAACAUCCCACGGAUAGCAUAUAUCAACAAGUUGGAUCGGGAUGGCGCAGCUUUCGGGAGAACAGUCCGCGAAAUUGGCUCCCGCUUGGGCGGUUGGCCAGCAGUCUGUCAAAUUCCCUGGUUCGAGGGCGGAAAAGGCCGUUUCACUGGGGUUGGCGAUGUUAUCAACUUGGAAGGAUUGCUGUACGAGUGUGGAGGAGAUGGUAAAGCGAUAGAACGCUAUCCCCUCUCACGGUUGGAGCAAGAGCAUCCGGAGUUUUCGCGAGAAUUACGAAGAGCUAGGACGGCUCUGGUUGAACUACUAAGUGAACAUGACGAUCAACUGGUCGAAGCCUUUUUCGAGGCUGAAGAAGAUCAUCUUCAAUUGACCCCAGCUCAGAUAUGGUACAGUCUGCGAAGGUGUCUUCUCGCACCGAAUACCAUGGUUAUCCCAGUUUUUGCUGGCGCCAGCUUCCGCAAUAUCGGAGUACAGCCUCUCCUGGACGCCGUCAACAACCUCCUACCAUCCCCGGAAGAGCGUCCGGAUCCCGAGGUUGGUCUUGGGCUGGUUUCUGGGGGGCUUUCGCAACUGAUAAGAGGAGAUCUGUCACUUGAAAAACAUGUUUCAAAGUCCAAGAAGAAAGGUUCUGACUUAGUACCGGCGGCGGUCGGCAAGGCUUUGCAAGGCUGCGCAUUAGCUUUCAAAGUGGUCAAUGAUCCCCGCAAAGGUAUGCUGGUCUACAUUCGAGUCUAUUCCGGAACGAUAGAACGCAAUGCUCUCCUUUUCAACACGAACCUUCAAAAUUCGGAGAGGGCAACAACACUGCUGCGGAUGUAUGCUUCGGAAUCAGUACCUGUCCAGUCACUACAAGCUGGUGAGAUAGGUGUAAUUGCAGGCUCGAAGUUCGCUCGUACCGGUGACACACUCAUCUCCUAUGCGGGAAACAAGGCCACUCCCCCGGAUCCAUUGCAGAAGCUACAACUGCGGCCAAUCAAGGUGCCGCCGCCUGUCUUUUUCGCAGCCAUUGAACCGAAUAGCCUGCGGGAAGAGAAGGAUAUGCACGAAAAGCUGGCGCUGCUGUUGCGAGAAGAUCCCAGCCUCCAGGUUUCGCAGGAUGAAGAUACAGGCCAGACACAAAUCAGUGGUAUGGGCGAGUUACAUCUUGAGAUCGCCCAAGACAGGCUUGUCAACGAUUUGAAGGCCAAAGCCCGCAUGGGCAAGAUUGCAAUUGGUUAUCGUGAAACUCUACCGCAAGCUUCAAGCACAAUCACAAAAGUAUUGGAGGGAGAACGCGCAGCCUCCAAAGGCAAAGCAGGGUGUACUGCCCUCGUGGAACCUCUAGAAGGCGAGCCUGAUGAUCUUGUCAGUGACUUUGAAGACAGCUUCGUUCAUGAAGAGGACGGAAACCUCGUCAUCAUCGAGACGCCAACUCUAGACCAACGAGGAAGAUCGCUUGAGAGUGAUACAGGGGGCUUGCCGCCACACCUCCUGCUUCCAGAAAUCCGAAAUGCAUACCUCAACGGCGCUCUGGCGGCUUUGAGCCGUGGUCCCUCGUGGGGAUACCCAAUGCGCAACACAAAAGUCACCUUGACUCUUCGUCCAGAUGAGCACAUCUUUGGCACGGAAACGACCUACGGAUCUCUGACUGCUGCUGCUCGCCUAGCUACAAUCGGAGCAUUCAAAGAUGCCAUCAAGAGUAGUCCGUGCUCUCUGAUGGAACCUGUGAUGAACGUCGACAUCAAUAUGGAUGAAGCAAGCCUAGGCACUGUCAUCCAGGACAUCUCCUCAGGCAGGGGAGGGCAUAUUGUCUCGCUUGGCGACCAUGAAGAAGAACAAUCGCAAACAGGCUUGGAUUCCAGAAGGAUUGAUGUGCGCAAGAUCUAUGCACCGAAGGAUCCGUUCGAAUCUGGUUCAUCGUUGGCUGGAGAGGACCACCAAAAGGUCAAUUUCCAGAGGACUGUCAAGGCCAAGGUGCCCCUGAAAGAGAUGGUUGGGUACCUCAAACAUCUCCGGAGCAUGACUGGAGGAAGAGGAACGUUUGUGAUGAGCGUUGAUCGAUUUGAGAAAAUCACGGGUCCUCGCGAAAAAGCACUUAUAGCAGAGCUGCAGGGCGGAUUGUGA